AUGAAUUCAGACAAUCAUCCCAACUUUAACCCAAAACAAAAGAAGCAAUCAAAUACUAGCCCUGCCCUUAGUACAGCUCCAGUAGGGGCAGACUUGCAAAAGGACGCUGAUCCUAAUGCAAGCGCUUACUUGUCUCCCUCUUAUAACCACCGGGCUAGCUGCCAUGGUGGGUGUUUUUAUAGCCAAACUGAAGCAAUAACAACUGAAGAAUUAGACGAAAAGGGAAACAAGGUCAUCCGCACGGUGUAUAAGCCCGUCAUGACCACGGGAGAUAAGAUUGGGUUGGCGAUUGGUAUUGUCACUAUAAUAAUUGUUGUGAUUGUGUUGAUAGCUUGCAGUAUCAAAGGUAAAAUGCCAACACGUUAUUAA
This is a messenger RNA of Nematocida homosporus, 369 nucleotides long. RefSeq lists its product as uncharacterized. The transcript has a single exon. Bases 1 to 369 code for a protein of 122 amino acids. Lineage: Eukaryota; Fungi; Microsporidia. The record is from RefSeq and is a predicted model, not a curated record.